ACUCGACACUUACCGCGAUAGUUCCUCCACUCCGAGUGCGCAGAUACAUCCGAUUCGCCAGCCGCGGGUCCGCGUUCGCUUGAGUUACUUUUUUUGUUUGCCCCUCCUGCUUUUUUUUUUGGUCGCCUUCUGGAAGCUUCCUUCCGCCAAGAACUACCGAAAGCCACCUGCCAGAUAAGACCAAAGUGCGUGUCAUCCGAGUGCGAAGUUUGUGCGGAAUUCCCAGCCCACUACUUGUAUGUAAAUGACGGCAGCUGCCCGCCCGCCCGACGUCAGCAGGAGCAGGAUCAGGAGCAGCGGAAGCGGUUGCGGCAGCGGUAGCAGCAGCAAGACGGCCGGCACCAGGAAGCCACCGCCGUCCGUGGCUCGACGUCGUCUUCCGAACAGGAUCUGGUCGCUGGUGACGCUCGCCCUGGUCAUGUACCAGCUCCAGCAGUUCGCCCACUCCGGCGGCGGUGGCGGCGGCGUCUCGGCCGCCCCGACCCCAGGAUCCCUGGCCAGCAGCAACACCACCCUAAAGCACCUGCAGAAGCGCUCGGGGGUCAACUUCCGGGCCACCUUCCAGCACCUGCUGAACGCCAGCAGCACGCACCUGGACUGGGGGAACACGUGCAACCACAGGCCCACGGGUCUGAGCGAGAAGCACAACAAGACGCGGCGUUGCCGCAAGCGACUCAUGAUCCUGCAGAAGCUGCAGAAGCAAGCCGCCCGCGAGCUGAGGGGCGUGCAGGGCGACGACAAGGACAGGCACACGGUGGACAACAUGAACCGCCUGGCCAACAAGAGCAUCAAGGCCCUGGACAUCCGCAAGAUCAGGAAGUACAAGCUGCACCGCGUGCACUACAAGCUCCUGCCCCGGCUGAACAACAGCAGUAACCAGCUGAAUCUGCGGCAUGUGCACCGCGACCUGCAGCACUUCGUGGGCGCCUUCACCUACCUGCGCAACGCCAAGAUGCACUGGGACCUGGUCAACCUGCAGGCGCGCAGCGUGCUGGCCGACGAGCUGGGGCGCCUGCGCAAGUCCGCGCGGGACAUGCUCUGCAGCGUGGAGGACGCCAUCAACCUGACCAACCUGCUGUACACCCCCGCGCGGCAGAGGGUGCGUGGCCAGGGCGCCAGCCCCAAGAAGCGGCGGCAGGCCCAGCCGGCUGUGACCUUCCGGAUCCAGUCGCGCCCCGUGAUGGAGAACUGGCUGCAGCUGUUCCGCUCGAAGCCGGUGGAGCUGCACCAGCAGGCGACCCUGGCCGCGCGCGGCGUCGACGUUCCGCCGCCCCCCGACUCCCCGAACCUGAAGUUGGACGCGCUGUUCGCCAAGUACGAGUUCGUGCAGUAUCUCAAGAGCAUCCGCGUGAUCCUGAGCCACCAGCGGCGGGAUCUGUGCAAGGCGCGGAGCACCAUGACGAGCACCAAGGGACAGAGCCAGGCCCAGGCCCAGAGCCAGAUGCAGAGCUGAGAGAGAGGGCUGAGAGCCCACAACCGGUGAAACCUCCAGUCCACAACACGAGGCUCAUUCCAUGAAGACAUCCUUAAUUUAUUGAACAUCCCAUAUUUAUUACUCACGACACCACCCCGUCACGAAUCACGAGGAAUCCCAGACAGUCGCAGGGCUAUGAACAAGCGAAUAAGUAAUGAGAACAAUCAACCACCAAACCGAAUGAAGACACCCAGUUUUCUCGCUAUCUUAGGACGAAUGUAUUUUUUUUUCGUAUCUCUAAGUACCAUUGUAUUAUUUAUUACGACCACUCGCCAACAAUCUGCCGCACAUUCCGCUAGAUACUAAGUGUACUACGAUGCACUUUGCCUUGUAUUACGAUGCUGUGAUAGUAGAUGAUUAAAGUAAGCACAACGCUCCACGAUGGCCACAAGCUAUAUAUCUCCCCGGCUACACACACGGGCAUAGGUACGAUUAUACACCUCCAUGUAACUUAGCUUUGAUUAGGUAUUAACUUUUAGCAAUCAAAUACAAACAAUUGAAAGUA
Molecule: messenger RNA, 1979 nt
Organism: Drosophila biarmipes
Lineage: Eukaryota; Metazoa; Arthropoda; Insecta; Diptera; Drosophilidae
Exons: 4
Coding region: 245-1453 (402 amino acids)
Biological process (GO): cell surface receptor signaling pathway via JAK-STAT; embryonic development via the syncytial blastoderm
Source: RefSeq, a predicted model, not a curated record